AUGAUUCUCGACAAACCGCUCUUCUCCAAGUCGGGCAAACUCGUGCUCAUGCCCCGGACUUCGGCAGACGACGAGGCCGUUGCACGGCUGCGAAUGACCCCUUCGACGAGGAAGUUCAUGGUCGGACUCCCAAAAAAGAUCACAGCAGAGACCGUCCGACGAGCCCGAGAAGCUGGAGUGAACGAUCCCACACGACUGCAGUUCGCGAUCUAUACGACCGGCACCAACGGCGCGCCAGUGAACUUCGUGGGCGAGACAUCCCUAUAUAUGAUCGACCACGAGCGCAGCUGUUCAUGCGAGGCGGGGAUCGUCGUGCGCCCAGAAUACUUCGGGAAAGCAUUCGCGACCGAUGCGAUGUACACUCUGCUGGGAUACGUGUACGACGUGAUGAAGAUCCACCGGGUCUAUCUAUACACCGACACCCGGAACAAGGCGACGCAGGCCUGGGCCGAGCGCGGCGGAUGGAAGCUCGAGGGCAUCGCGCGCGAUGUGACGCCUUUGGAGAACGGGCGCUAUCAGGAUGAGUGUCAGUACAGCCUGCUGGAAACGGACUGGAGGAGUCACACGAAGGCCUGGAUGGAGAGAAACGGUGAAGUGGGAUCGGUGGCCCGUCUGUGA
Molecule: messenger RNA, 618 nt
Organism: Mycena citricolor
Lineage: Eukaryota; Fungi; Basidiomycota; Agaricomycetes; Agaricales; Mycenaceae
Source: the annotation of a GenBank genome assembly